AUGCUCAAGCAGGUGAUUCGUCUCCAGCAGCUUAUAAAACUCGAAUCUGGGCGCGUGCAAGAAAUGCGGGCGAAAUCCUUGACAAAAUUUAACACCAACCAGCUAGAAGCGAUUACAGAUUACGCUUUCUCUCAUAUUGUGGAAAAUCCCAAGGUACCCUUCGACUUUGGGUUCUGUCGCCUGUCGAUGACGAAGUCGAUUGAAACCCAUAUAGCCAAAUUUCUAAAGAUAUGCCUCGAAAGAUCUAACCAAGCGAAUAUUUCGGCUGUAUUCGAAGCUGCAAUUAAUUUUAUAGCAUCGGCUAUAGUGAAGAAGGCGCAGUCAUCAAGGAAUCAAGGUGCGUAG
Messenger RNA from Orbilia oligospora ATCC 24927, 345 nucleotides. RefSeq lists its product as uncharacterized. The transcript has a single exon. NCBI's taxonomy places the organism in Eukaryota, Fungi, Ascomycota, Orbiliomycetes, Orbiliales, Orbiliaceae. The record is from RefSeq and is a predicted model, not a curated record. The coding region runs from base 1 to 345 and encodes 114 amino acids.